GUCAAUGAAAUGUUAACGAAGAAGGACCUCCACGCAAAUCGCAGAGCUUAAACACCAUGGCUCUGCUUCUGUCGUAUUCGAUAAAUCCAUCAUCUUCUUCUUCGUCUUCAUGUUUCUUUGGGUGCCCGAAUGUCGUAAAGGACUUGGUCCCAAAACCUCGAACCCACCUCACUGCCAAGUCUCGUUCACUCUGCAGGGCUUCAUGGCAAGAGCUUGCGGGAGUUUUAAUAUUCUCCGCGAUUCCUUUCACUGCUGUGAAAGCCAUUGCUAAUAGCCCACUCGGAGAGUCGCUUCAAAGGAGAAUGGAGCAGACCAAGAAGUUCGCGGUUGAAAAUUCAUCCAAGUUCAAGGCCUUGGCAGAGAAGGCAAGAAAAGAGAGUGUAUGGUAUGGAGAAGAGCGCCCACGCUGGCUUGGUCCACUUCCAUAUGACUAUCCUGCAUAUUUAAAUGGUGAACUACCUGGAGAUUACGGCUUUGAUGUUGCAGGUCUGAGCAAGGAUCCUGCAGCUUUCCAGAAGUACUUUAACUUUGAGAUACUGCAUGCUCGCUGGGCUAUGCUUGCAUCGCUAGGUGCUCUGGUUCCCGAAGUAUUAGACAUAUUAGGAGCCUUUCACUUUGUUGAGCCUGUCUGGUGGCGAGUUGGCUAUUCAAAGCUUAAGGGAGAUACUCUCGACUAUCUUGGCAUCCCAGGACUCCACUUAGCUGGAAGCCAAGGAGUGAUCGUCAUUGCCAUUUGCCAAGUACUCCUGAUGGUUGGACCCGAAUAUGCAAGAUUUUGUGGGAUCGAGGCAUUGGAGCCUCUUGGAAUUUACCUGCCAGGUGAUAUCAAUUAUCCAGGAGGAGCACUAUUUGAUCCCUUGAACCUCUCCAAAGACCCUGUAGCUUUUGAGGAGCUGAAGGUGAAAGAAAUAAAAAAUGGGCGGUUGGCGAUGGUUGCAUGGUUAGGCUUUUACACGCAAGCAGCUUUGACUGGCAAGGGUCCUGUAGAGAACCUUCUUGAGCACAUCUCAGAUCCUUUCCAUAAUAACCUGCUUACCCUUCUCAAAUCCAUGUAAAAAUAUCUUUUUAAAUGCGUCCUCUACUCCUAUUCGAAAGCUUUGUUCCAUGCAAAUUGCAAGGUCAUGUAAAUAACACACUCAGUUUUUCUUGCUUCACAAAAUUAUGACUGGAGUGUAAAAGUAACCUUCGUUUCCUCCCUCCA
This is a messenger RNA of Corylus avellana, 1201 nucleotides long. Its product is annotated as Chlorophyll A-B binding family protein. NCBI's taxonomy places the organism in Eukaryota, Viridiplantae, Streptophyta, Magnoliopsida, Fagales, Betulaceae. The record is from RefSeq and is a predicted model, not a curated record. Gene Ontology annotation, cellular component: membrane. Gene Ontology annotation, biological process: photosynthesis, light harvesting.